Molecule: messenger RNA, 780 nt
Organism: Strongylus vulgaris
Lineage: Eukaryota; Metazoa; Nematoda; Chromadorea; Rhabditida; Strongylidae
Source: the annotation of a GenBank genome assembly
AUGGUUAACGUCGUCUUUAUCAUCAUCAUCCUGGUGCUACAGCUGCAGAAAGACUGUCUUCAUAUAGAAUGGCCUAUUGGACCUAAGUACAAUCACACAGUGCGUCCUUGUCAUGGAGAUAUCAAAGAGGAGAUUUGGGUGGUGACUCGACUCCAGUUGGAACCUCUUGGACUAGUAUGUCAUCUGAGUCAUUUUGGUAAUAGAGCAAAUUUCUUUGCGAUGCUUUGCCAUCGAUUUGGCACUUUGGCUCACAUCAUAGCUUCAACGGAAUUGUUCUGCUUCCGUAAGACGAUUGGAAAGUUAAGUGAAGAUGAGUUAGUCGUCCAGAAUGCUGUGGAGAUUGCUAGGGAACUGCAGGCGAUCCGUGGGGUUGAUGAGUCAAGGGACGACGGACAGGGAGAGCAGAUCGGCCGCCGUCGUGUGGUACAGAAUCUGGAAUCCUCGCGUCUUUCUCUAAUGAAACGGAAAACGGAAACCCUUGAUGCGGCCUUCAAAAAAAGAUUUUUUGCCCUCUCUAGCGAAGUUCAAGAACCAGGUUUUUCCUCAAGAGACAGCCGACGUCGGUUAACGUUAACGAAAGGUACUAUUCGUGCUUUGGAGAAUAGGAGGGACUCUUUAUUUGGAACCAUGGAGAAGAAAGAUCAAGUGGGUGAUAAGCACAUCUUCUUAAACAUUUUCACAGGGUUUGAGCAAUUUUUAGCCUCCAUUCAACUUCGAUCAGGAAUCUCCAAACGCUGGGAACAGAGGGCCAGCUCAGCGGAGACUGGAGAGGCUCUUUAA